Messenger RNA from Pecten maximus, 1179 nucleotides. Its product is annotated as glucosyltransferase-S-like. The transcript is spliced from 2 exons. NCBI's taxonomy places the organism in Eukaryota, Metazoa, Mollusca, Bivalvia, Pectinida, Pectinidae. The record is from RefSeq and is a predicted model, not a curated record. The coding region runs from base 1 to 1179 and encodes 392 amino acids.
AUGACUAUGUUGACUAGACUAGAGGAAAAUAUACCCAACCCAGCCGUGGAGCCGCACCGACUCAACGAAAAAGAAAGAAGAAGGAGACACAUAAAUGACGGGAUUUACUACAACAGUGACGGGAUUUACUACCACAGUGACGGGAUUUACUACAACAGUGACGGGAUUUACUACCACAGUGACGGGAUUUACUACAACAGUGACGGGAUUUACUUCAACAGUGACGGGAUUUACUACAUCAGUGACGGGAUUUACUACAUCAGUGACGGGAUUUACUACCACAGUGACGGGAUUUACUACAACAGUGACGGGAUUUACUAUAACAGUGACGGGAUUUACUACAACAGUGACGGGAUUUACUACAACAGUGACGGGAUUUACUACAACUGUGAUGGGAUUUACUACAACAGUUACGGGAUUUACUACAAUAGUGACGGGAUUUACUAUAACAGUGACGGGAUUUACUAUAACACUGACGGGAUUUACUAUAACAGUGAGGGGAUUUACUACAACAAUGACGGGAUUUACUACAACAGUGACGGGAUUUACUACAACAGUGACGGGAUUUACUACAACAGUGACGGGAUUUACUAUAACAUUGACGGGAUUUACUACAACAGUGACGGGAUUUACUACAACAGUGACGGGAUUUACUAUAACAUUGACGGGAUUUACUAUAACAGUGACGGGAUAUACUAUAACACUGACGUGAUUUACUACAACAGUGACGGGAUUUACUACAACAAUGACGGGAUUUACUACAACACUGACGGGAUUUACUACAACAGUGACGGGAUUUACUAUAACAGUGACAGGAUUUACUACAACAUUGACGGGAUUUAUUAUAACAGUGACGGGAUUUACUACAACAGUGACGGGAUUUACUACCACAGUGACGGGAUUCACUACAACAGUGACGGGAUUUACUAUAACAGUGACGGGAUUUAUUACAACAGUGACGGGAUUUACUACAACAGUGACGGGAUUUACUACAACAGUGACGGGAUUUACUAUAACAUUGACGGGAUUUACUAUAACAGUGACGGGAUAUACUAUAACAGUGACGGGAUUUACUACAACAGUGACGGGAUUUACUACAUCAGUGACGGGAUUUACUACAACAGUGACGGGAUUUACUAUAACAGUGACGGGAUUUACUAUAACAGUGACGGAAUUUAA